GCCCGGCUGAGGGCGCUAUCUGCAGCCGUCCGCUUGCGGCGCAGCGCGGGACCUUGGCCGCGACGGCGGCUGCGCGCGCACGGCUGUCCUGGGCUGAGAGUGUAUUAUCUGCCCCCGCGCGCGCAGGUUGGCCUGGUGCAGAGCGCUGGGCCUAACCGGAGCCACUUCGUACGGCCGCACCUGCCGCCCGCCACCUGCUCUGUGGCCCGCGCCCCACACGGCCCGACAUGGACGAGGCGCCGGACUCUUCGGAGGCGGACCGGGAAGUACAAGUUAAGAACAAUCCAGGGAUAAAACAGCAUAAAUGUUCAUCAUGGAUAUCAAAAAUUACAGUGGAACCUGUUAUGUUCUUCUACAUGUUUGCUUUUGCUUUAACAUCUGUAGUUGAGCAAGCAUUUUACGUUGACAAGGCUUGUCGAGUAAAUAUGAAUUAUUCUGAUGAAAUAUGUUCUAACUUGCACCUUGAAGAAAAUAAGGAGUGGAAUAAGAAAGUGCAGAUAAUUGUUUCUAAUUUUCAUCAAUAUAAUCAAAUAGCAACUCAUGCAGUCCCAAUUGUUUUAGCCUUUUUCUUGGGCUCGUGGAGUGACCUACGAGGGCGCAAAAUUAUAAUUCUGAUGGGUCUUUUCGGAAAACUCUAUUUUUCAUGUAUGAUUGUUGUGAAUGCCUUACAAAAAUCUUGGGCUUUGGAAAUUAUUCUUCCAACUGCAUGUGUUCCCUCUGCUUUAACUGGAGCAGAUCUUGGAAUCUUUGCUGGAGUAUUUGCUUACAUGGCUGACAUCACCACUCAAAAGAAUCGAACCUUUCGAGUUGCAGUUCUGGAUGUAGUUUAUCUUUCCACACUACCAACUGGAGUUGCACUGGGAAAAUAUUUAUAUGCAAGUGUCACUGGAAGAUCAUUUGCUAUCAUGUUUGCCAUAAAUGCAAGCAUGCUUGCUGUUGCCAUAAUAUUUGCAUUUUGGAGGCUAGAGUGGCAGUCUACAUCACAACAACAACCUUUACUGGGAUCUGGAACUAAUUGUUGUAGUGAUUUCUUUGACAAACAACAUGUGAUUGACUCGGUUAAAGCUCUUUGUAGAAAACGGCCUGGGUACAGAAGAACUUAUCUUAUUAUCAUAUUGUUAUCAAUGAUGUUUUAUACAUUCCAAAGAGAUGAAAAACCUUUAACAUUUUUAUAUACGCAAUUACAAUUUGGAUGGACAACAGAAAUAUACAGUGAUUUUAAAACAUUCCAGUCAUCUGCAUAUGUUAUUGGCACACUUGUGGGUGUCCCAAUUAUGAGUCGCUGGUUGAAAUUAGAAGAUACUAUAAUAAUUAUGGUGGGUGCUGCAGGCCAUGGAUGUGCACGAUUUGUUUAUGCUUUUGCCAAGGUGCCAUGGCUGUUUUACAUAGACAAUGCAGUACCUCUUUUCUCUGGUGUUCUCUACUCCCAAGUCUACAAUGCCAGUAUAGACACACUGCCAACUGCCAUUUUUUGGGUAACAUUUUGCAGCCAGGCUAUAGUAUUUCUUUCAGCUCUAUUUGUCCACUUCUGUGUUCGAAAAUAUCCACUGGAAAUUUCAGAAAAUGAAAUGAUAUCAGAGGAGAUGAGUGUUUCAUCUGAGGAAACAGUUCGAGAAGUCAAGGAUUAAUAAGAGGUAUCCAGAUAUCUCAUUCACUCUUUACAAAUAAAAAAUAAAUGGGAAUUUUAUUAUUUUAAUUAUUUUGUUAAUAAAUACAUUUUCAACGUGUGA
Molecule: messenger RNA, 1730 nt
Organism: Gryllus bimaculatus (two-spotted cricket)
Lineage: Eukaryota; Metazoa; Arthropoda; Insecta; Orthoptera; Gryllidae
Source: the annotation of a GenBank genome assembly